UUGAGAGCAGUCUGGAAGCCCGUCCCAUUCCCUGCAUAUCCAUGCUGGUGGAGGAGGAGGCGUGUAGCCCUUUUGUUACCUGUAUUAGAGUACCUGGCUGUCGUAAGUUAGUAACAUGGACUGAGUUUGAGAUGUCUUCAAAGAAUAGAAACAGCGAGCGAUGAGCAAAGGUUUUAAACAAAGCGAAAUGCACAGUUUUGGCAGAUCACUGCAGUGAGUGCAACUAGGUUUUUUUUUUUUUUUUUUUACCUGCAAGGCGCAGGAGAUGGGAAUUGUUAAUUAGGCUCUACCGUGAACGUAAGGACGAAUAGGAGGCACUUCCUCCAAGAACUCAUUCACCUUUCAAGUCCGACCCUCUCUCAAGUUUCAUUUUGGAGUUCGUAGCCACCUUUCAGGUCGUCAUCAGCAUCUCACCUGUGCUGCUGGACCAUGGAUUUCACACGGUCGACGAUUUCAAAGGCGCUUCAGCUUGAUGUCGCGGAAAAUAGACGGUAUACGUGCAUCUGGAAGGGUUAGGAAACCUGCCAAUGUGAACGGAAAGCGUGACCACUUUAUGUUACAGUGCAUGGCCUCUGGACAAAGUGGUAACGAUCAUGCACAAACCCCCCCGAAAGCGGAGUGUCUACGUGUUCCUGUGUUUUGGCAUCAUAUACCUCAGACUUGGGGCCCUGUCCUCGGUGGUGGCUCUGGGUGCCAACAUCAUCUGCAACAAGAUUCCUGGGCUGGCACCUCGCCAGCGGGCCAUCUGCCAGAGCCGCCCGGACGCCAUCAUUGUUGUGGGUGAAGGCGCCCAGAUGGGCAUCAAUGAGUGUCAAUACCAGUUCCGAUAUGGACGCUGGAACUGUUCGGCGCUGGGAGAGAGGACAGUCUUCGGUCAGGAGCUGCGAGUAGGCAGUCGGGAAGCAGCGUUCACCUACGCCAUCACGGCAGCAGGGGUGGCGCACGCUAUCACAGCAGCAUGCAGCCAGGGCAACCUGAGCCAGUGUGGCUGCGACCGGGAGAAGCAGGGGUAUUACAAUCAGGAGGAAGGCUGGAAGUGGGGAGGCUGCUCGGCUGACAUCAAAUACGGCAUUGAGUUCUCCCGACGCUUCGUGGAUGCCCGCGAGAUUAAAAAGACUCCACGCCGCCUGAUGAACUUGCAUAACAAUGAGGCAGGCAGAAAGGUUCUAGAAGAAAGGAUGAAGCUAGAGUGCAAGUGCCAUGGUGUCUCGGGCUCCUGCACCACCAAGACCUGUUGGACUACACUUCCCAAGUUCCGCGAGAUUGGCUACGUACUCAAGGACAAGUACAACGAAGCCGUGCACGUGGAGGUAGUCCGGGCUAGCCGACUGCGCCAGCCCACCCACCUCAAGGUGAAGCAGACUCAGGGCUACCGCAAGCCCUUGGAGACAGACCUCGUCUACAUCGAGAGGUCACCCAACUACUGCGAGGAGGAUGCAGCCACAGGGAGUGUGGGCACCCAGGGACGCCUGUGCAACCGCACUUCACCACAUACAGACGGCUGUGACCUUAUGUGCUGCGGCCGGGGCUACAAUACACACCAGUACACCAAAGUGUGGCAGUGCAAUUGCAAGUUCCAAUGGUGCUGCUUCGUCAAGUGCAACACAUGCAGUGAGAGGACGGAGGUGUUUACCUGCAAAUAAGGACGUGAGGAACUCAGUGCCAGGAAUUGGGGCGCAAAGGACUAGCUGAAUGAGGAAGACCUGAGAGAGCGAGAUAAAAGUGUGACUUGGAUCAGUGAGAGAUUUUGAAAUAAAGGAAUGGAAUUUACACUAUCAGCUCUUCAUGGCAUCGUUUUGCACAGCAGAAUCUAUCUAAUUGCUUUUCAGAAAGUAAAUGCUAAAUAUCAGUAGGUAAUACCCCAGAACUUUACUGUCACAUAGAGGUUAUGCUCAUGUACUGAUGUAUCCACAGUGAAGUUGGGACUACAGGUAAUGAAUGAGGCCCUCUGUGGGAACUGUGCAUUGCACUCUGGGAAUUUUAAGUGUUAAAUUCACAAGAGACUCAUGCAUGGAGAGGAAACACAGUAACCCGGGAGUUGAUCAAAAUGACAGCAGCUGAUGAGGGGUGACUGAGAGAGAUUUGUCAAGUCUUAAUUGAAAACUUUAAAGGUUUUGUCAUAUUUUCACUAAAGGGGAAAAAAGUGAAUCUUGACAUGAAUAACACCCCCAAACUGACUGGGGCUUAUGUUGGAGGUUUGCAGAAAUGAAGAACAUUUUAUAAGUAUGGUGCGUUGGGGUGCGCCAAAAUCUGAGUGGAGAACUCUGUUAAACCCUCUGCUGCCAACUGGAAUAUGGUGGAGUAUGUUAGUUUUCCAGUCACACUGGAACUGUCUGUUCUGAACACUGAAAAUAAAUUGUUUAUUUAUGUUAUAGUAUCUUAAAACGAAGCACUAACGGGUAGAGAUGUCUUUUUUGUACUAAGUGUAAAGAAAAAUACUUUUUAGAAACUCUGACUGAAGAUGUGUGUCUAUUAGAAAAUGACCCCCCCCCCCCCAAUCCCUAAAACACCUCAUCUUUUCUUUAAAAAAAGACAGAAAAAAGGGUUUCGUUGCUACUGGUGUGUUGACAACAAAAGACAUCAUUACAGUGUGUUUCACAUUCAUACACCUUGGUUCUAUUUUACUGUAGCAUAGAUUGAUUGCAGUCCCUUUUCCCCGAGCAGUAACAUCUAUUUGGAUGCUUUUACAAUUUCAGUUAAGAACAGUAGCAAGAAAACUAAUUUAACUGCAGAGAUCCUUCCUCAAUUCAUUAAACAUGAAAUUGAUAUAUUGCUGGAUGUGUUGUCAAGUGCUGCACUGAUAUUUUCUAUUCAGAUACAACUCAUGAGAACUAAAUAAACUCCCAUUUGACUCAGUUUGGCAGUUCAUUGCUAAAAUAACUGAAGCUGAACCUGCAGUCUGCCUUAAGUAAUAUUGGUUAAUUCAUUUCAAAAAUAUCUGUAAAGCUGUGGUCAGUGGAGUAAUGAUUAAUACAACCAUACACCCAUGCAUAUAAUAGCAGAGGUAACCAAACCCACAGAAGAAAUUAUCACGCUGCCAGACAAGAAUUGAUCAUUUUUUUCAUUUAACACAAGGCUAACCUGGGUCUGAUUCCCACUAAUUUGUUCUCAUUAGGGUUAGAGGGGAAUUUUGCUCCUUGAUAGAUUAGCUCUGUUCUAUUAGAUCGGUACAAUGGUAUCAUAACUGAUAGGAAGAACGGCCGGAACUAUUAAAAUUAGUUAGGUGCUGUAACUAUUUCUUGAUGAACAACAGAACCUCUGGGCAACGUCUCUGCUGGUUGCAGGUGACAACAAGAAAGUCAGUGCAGCCCAGUGUUGUUCUUCAAUAAACUGUUAAAGAAUUUAACUCACUGUAUUUUUUGAACUUGGCAGAGAUGCAAGCUAGCAACCCUAUUUCCAGUCUUUAUGCUAAGCUAAGCUAAUUGCCUUCUGGCUCCAGCUCCAAACUUGACACACAGACAUAAGAGUGGUAUAGAUUGUCUGAUCUAAGUGUGUGAAUAUAAGAUAAACCACAGGCUAACACUUCACUUGGGGCUGAGAAUGUGCAGUGCUCUGGGGCACUUAAAGUUAUAACCACUUUUUUUUUUUUUUUUUUUUUGGGGGGGGGGUAUUCAUGUUGUUGCCGUCUAUUCAGCUUUAAUCUACAAUACCAUAUUUUUCAAGCUCAUGAGGUUUACAGACUGUAUAGGCCAGUUUAUCUUUUGGUUUACAUAUUAAUUCAUAAAUUUAGAAUGUAUUAUAACUUUUGCACAUUUAUAAUAAUCACAUAUUUUAGAGAUUUAGAGAGACUGAUGUUGCCUAGUCUUGCACUUUGCAUGAUUAGUGCUGUUUAGUUUGUAGUAUGUGCAUCAGUUUUAACUUAUUUUAUUUCAGUAGAGGUGCUACUCAGAUGGAUCACGCACAGUUACCAUGUAAAUAGUUUUGCAUAUUUACUCAGUUAAAGUAACUUAUUGAUAUAUCUAGCAUAUAGCCUCAUUCUGACAUUCAUGUUUUCUUCUGAAAUAGAUUAAAAUAACUCCAAGUGGAGGCAUCUCAAAAAAAUCACAUUUCCUUUGACAAGAAUGCAAAUACAUUUCCACACAUAAAAUGCUGAUGUGUCUUUCAUGUAAUGAUGAGUUGUAUUAUGAAACAUACGAGAAAGCUUAUCCUUGAACCCUGAGUAAGGAAUCCACAUUCUUCAUUUUAUUGCUCAACGCCUGUUGGUACAAGAAUGUUCCCACUCAGUGUUCAGUUGCCCAUAUCCACUGUUCCAACAAAUAUCCAAAGCUAUUAUUUUCAUAAAUUCUCUCCCUUCGAAGAAAAACACACACAUUAAAUUUGGUCAUUGUGUGUGUCCAGGUUCGAAGCCAAACUUUAUGUAGAAGUCUGUUAUUCAAACAUUCCAACCACGCUUAAUAUAGUAACUGGCAAAUGCAUUAGGGAGCAUAAAUUGUUAAAAAUCAAAAAUAAAUAAAUCAAGCAGUGUGCUGACUUUGACAUUAUUUUGUACACAGCACAUGUUCAUAAUAUGCUGUGGUCGUUUGUCUUGAUUGUGGCACGCACGGAACAGAAGUCAAUUAUCUCUCCCAGCAUGGAAAGGAGCUUCUUCUCCAUGUCUGUGUGAUCAGAAACACAGAAAGAGAAGGAAAAAAACAACAAGUAAAAAGGAUUAUGGAAAACAGUGAUUUUCCAUUAAAACUAAAUAGAACCCCCCCCCCCCCCAAAAAAAAAAAAAAAAAUCCCCAGUAACCCUGCAAAAUGUGAUUAUUCAUCAAGUUGGAAUUGGUUUUUGUUUAACGAUGAAAAGAUGGGGGGUUUUUGCUGCAAAUUAAUUGGGGCUGUCUGACUUGGGUGGUCACAGCCACCUGUGACACCCACAGUAAAUCUUUACCUCAUCACUUUGCAUGUUUAUUUUCUGUUGUGGUUGGAACAGCAGAUGAUAUCAGUGGUGUGUUCUCAAAGCAUGUUGCGGUACAAUUCACGACACUCAGGAUAAACUAAAUGAGGAUUUAGGACGUGGGAUGACAGGAUAACUGGCUCAACACUCAAGCCACUCAUGCUCUCUGUGUUGGCAGAGCUGUUCGGAGUCACUAAAUGGGAAGAGAACCUUCAUGCAAAUGACCUGAUGUGAAUAGGAAGUGGCUCAGUGUGCCUCUUGUUUUUAGACACACAAACAAGAGUGUAGUUCUUUUGUGAGGGUGUUUUUGAGAUGGAUGGGAUGGCUUGAUGAAACAAGGAGGUGCAUGUGUAGCCGGAAACUGCAAGUGAAAAGAGUGGUUAUUUAGAAGAGGAGCUAAUUGAGAGCUGGUUUGGAGAAAGAGUGGGUACACCAUGUAAGUAGGAGCAGCUGUCGAACCAAGUUGGGGGCUGUGUGCUAAGCAUGAUAAAAGAUAUGGUGAAAGAGUUUUCAGCUUUGGAAUAAUUACAAUGAUUGAUUCAUUUUUCCAUCUUUCUGGCCUUCAAAAUGAUGUACCCUGGGAUAAUCUCUAGUUUCAUACUGAUUUUCAUUGUCAAUGUUGCUGAACACAGAAAAUGAAAAAGCUUAAGAGUUGAUAGAUGUCUUUAUUUUUUUAGGUAGGGAUUUUGCAAUCUAUUACUUAAAAUAAUUUACAUUAUUCAUAAAUUUCCAUUUUGGACACUAUCACUGUCAGUGGUUCCACCCAGCUCUUUCUAUGAAGUGGCUCUGUGAAAGAGAGUCAUGCUACUUCAUUCAUUAGCUGGACGCUCCCACUUGUCCUCCUGUAUGUGAAAAGCAUUGUAGGUGGGCAGCAGAGCAGAAGUAAGAUGUGUUUUGUUAGUUGUCUGAAGCCCUGGGGACCGGAACCGCGUAAGCUCCCCAUACUAUGCCCUGGAUUGAGAAAAAUAAAUCCAUUUGUUUCUGACAAACAUUUUGUCAUUAAAAAUAUGAGAUAGAAAAACAGAGUCUGCUGUGUGUGCCUUCUUCUAAAGCAGCUAUUGUUUGGGUGUCAGGAUCAUUAGUUCAUUGGGAUAUAUUCUGCAAGCUAAUGCUUCUGGUCUAAUUCACACUGGGAGCUACGCACCCACUUUUCCAAUUCAGGGCCCAGUUAGGAGGAAAGACAGUUGUGAGGUAACAUGACCACUGAAAUCACUGGAAAGGAUGUAGCUGACAUCUGCCAAGGCCAUGUAUCAACUUUAUGCAAAUUUAUCAUAUGAUACUGCUAUUCAGAGUUCACUGGAAAAACAUAUCAGGGUUUUCAGUGCUUUGGGACACCAGGGUAGCUUUAAUUGACUCCAAAGAGGAUGUGAAAGUCAUGAGGCUGCCAGCUUUCAUUUACCCAGAUUGAAGAGGACAGGGAAGACAGAAAACUGAAAAAAAAUUGUGAUGGUCAUUGUCUUCCUUGUCCUCUGAAAGCUUAAAGUGAUUUGAACCAAUAAAGUAGUUCAGAACAGGUCAGUCCUCCAGAGUGAUUUCCUCAUUUGGCUGACAAAACCUUUUACCAUCUGCUAUAAAAAGAAUUCGUAAUGGCUGUCUAGACAAUUGAGUGGAUGAUAACCAAAGACAUCCAAAACAACUUUUAGUUUAGACUUUCUGGGGGCUAGUUUAGUGCAAAUUGUAUACCAUUUGAAAAAUGACAUCCAGUCUAGAUAGUAAUUCUCAAAAUUGUCCUGUUUUGCGAAGUGACAAAAGCCCUCCCAAAUUCCUUUGAUUUAACUCCAAUGUUCUGCCUCCUCUUGUAAUUUGUAACUUUGGCAAAGUAAGACAGAGUUAGGAAUGUUCAGAUCAGAAGCUUGGCCCCUCAAAGAUAAGACACAUCUGCAAGAGGGAGGAGGAGAUAGAAUCACGGGUGGCAAGAAAAAAAAAUUACCCAAAUGAAGGGAUGAAAUUAAAAAUCUAGGAGUCAGAGGACUUCUUAGCUGAUGCUUGAGAUUAGCCAGAUACCAAGUGAGAAGAAAAGGAUUGUUGUCUUCCAGACGCCGCACUUCAAUUACAGACUCCUUCUCAGUUGAGGAAAGGGAUGUUUAACAGUCCCAUGGAUGACAGAUUACACUGGGGCAAUCCUUUAAGUCUUGUUUGUUAUUCCAGGAUGUGAAGGCUUUGGUUAAGGUGAUACAAAAACAUGGAAGUACUACUGUGCUGAAAAACACCUCUUAGCAACCCUUGUGGACAGAAAUGCAAUCAGUCUUUUUGCCAUGAAAGUGCUGCUUUAAAAUGUUAAAAUUCUCAACAAAGCAGAAGAGCACACACACACAAUACGGUUUUAACACUGCCCGCAACACAGCCUGCAGCAAUUAAGAACGCAUAGUCUUUUUUCAUGUGAUCGCUUCAGAGUGGUGUUUUUCUGUGUUCCUUUAACUUUGUUUUGACUGCUUGUCUUAGUGAAAGACCAUCAUUUGGAGGUUUCUCAUCAUCUGUUUGAUAUUAGUGGUGAGGAACACAUGGCCAUUCAAAGGCAGAGCCCUGUGUGACAUCAUAGACCACAAGGCAAAGUGGGGAUCGUCAAGACCCCAGACUGAGGACUCUGAACACUACCUGACUGCCUCCAUCCAUCUGCAACUGUAUUGUCCAAGUGCUGUGCCAGCAUGGGUCUCUGUUUCUGGUGCGUGCUUGGGGUUUUUGCAGAGGCGUGCGUUGUCUCUUCUGCACAGACAGCAGAGAUCUGAGAGGCCUUUUUCAGAGUAUCUUCAGUGUUAUAUCAAAAUAGCAUGUACAGCACAAUAAACUGAAACUGAAAUCAAAUGUCAAACUAAAUAGUAAAUAUUGUGCAUGAUUAUUUAAAUGAAAAGAGAGAAAGAAGGUGGGGUACAACAGUACAGUUUUAACUGAAGAGUUUAGAUGUAUAUCCCCCGACCAAACACCUACGUGCAGACAAAAGCAACCUCUGUCCUACAUUUGGUUGUGACUGAACAGGUUCAAAAAUGUCUGCUACAGAAACUGUAAAUAACUUUAGAUUCACAGAUAGCGAAGUGUAUAUAUAUAUAUGCAGACAAGACAUUAGCCUGGGGAGUAAUGACGCCCAAUUUGGCAUGCACACCUGUUUAUGUUGGACUAGGUUAGUAAGCGGUGCUUGUAAAAUAUGAGCGAGGUUAAUACUUAUGCGGUGAUGCCCUCAGGCCUCACAGCUACACUAAGGACAGCAUCAGCAGUCUUAGACGAUGGGAUGGGUCUAACCCCAGGCACUGCUGUAUUUGUGUCUGUGCUUGUGUGUGUGUGCAAAGAUCACUGUCGAUUUAAAGAACACUAAGCAUUUAUUUGUCUGCUCACCCCACUUCAUGUUUUUUUUCUGCAUGCCUCCUCUAAUAUGUGUGAGUGUGUGUAUCUGCGUCUGCCUGCGUGCAUAUAUGCGUGUGUGUGAGACAGACACAUCCCUAAUGGGAAGUGGGUUUCUACGUGGAGACAUUUGGCGGAGGGAGUUCGAGGACAGCCCACACGCGCUUUUGUGCUGCUCAGUGUCCAGUGGUUGGCUAGGCCACGGCUUCUCCUUGAGGUUAUUUUUCUCCUCACGUUUUGUUUUCAUGAAGUGAGGUUGGGGUUCUAAAAGCAGACUCCACCUAGGGAAAAACUAUGAGACCCUUAAGGGCCCUUUUCUUAGCACUUCACCCCUCACCCUCUGAGAGAUGACAUAGAAGAUGAACAUUCUUAAGGAAGCAAAUUACAAUUUUCACAAAAAUUAUAUCUUGGAAAUACAUUUUCCACAGC
Lates calcarifer (barramundi perch) is the source of this 8638-nucleotide messenger RNA. RefSeq names its product wingless-type MMTV integration site family, member 7Bb (gene wnt7bb). The coding region runs from base 594 to 1643 and encodes 349 amino acids. The record is from RefSeq and is a predicted model, not a curated record. The transcript is spliced from 4 exons. Gene Ontology annotation, cellular component: extracellular region. Gene Ontology annotation, biological process: canonical Wnt signaling pathway; cell fate commitment; neuron differentiation. Gene Ontology annotation, molecular function: cytokine activity; frizzled binding. NCBI's taxonomy places the organism in Eukaryota, Metazoa, Chordata, Actinopteri, Centropomidae.